AUGAGUUGGCAGCAGAGCACAGUACGGCAGAGCAACUUUGGAGCAAGCGAAAGCGCCCGCGAUCCUUCUCACCACAACAGUGGAGACAGCAGUAUCCUUCGGUACAUCAAGGAGCUGACGACGCACCAGACAAACGCCAAGCAGCAGCGCAUCGAUCGAUAUCUUCAACAUGUCAAGCACGCGCAGCCAGACGAGGACUUUUCGGUAACUGCUCCAAAGCCAGCUCGACUUGUGUCGGCAACUGGACCGACAUACAACCAGCUGGCAGACGGGGUAGCUGCGUCAUUGCGUGCCGAAAGACUACGGGAAGAAAACAGCAGCUCCAAUCGAGCAGGAGUGGCGGAGUUUCCAAAAUGGAGCAACCCUCGGUCGCAGUCCAAGCGGCCGCACAAAGGCAAUGGAAUUCGGGAGCAAGUGAAGCCAAAACGAGCACGAGUUAAGAAGCAGACCACGAUAGGUGGAGCUUUAGAUAGAUUUCGGUUUCACUAUGCUGCCUUGUCAGAAAAAAUGGUACCGACACACGGGGCUGAAAGAUGUGCUAGAGACACGACGACUCCUGUUGUUAUGGCUUCUAACGGGAAACAGCAACGUCAAACGACGCAGCUUCAACGCUCGAUGCUUGUGCCACAAUAUGCGGACUCUGGAUUCAAUAGUCGCGCCGACUCGACGCGCCAUCCUAUUCAGUUGCAAGAGCCACAUUUGGUGAACACGCACCCAGCAAAGGAUCCAUUUCCAGAUCCGAGCCGCAGCUUGCUUCAGUCCACAUGCAAUACGGCGCAAGAAGAAAUUACAAAGGACGACGUUGGAGAUGACAUCUGCUUUCCCGAAGUCUUCGUCCGGACUUACGACCCUCUCAGCUGCAUCAUGGAGAUGGUUUUCUUUUAA
Peronospora matthiolae is the source of this 885-nucleotide messenger RNA. NCBI's taxonomy places the organism in Eukaryota, Oomycota, Peronosporomycetes, Peronosporales, Peronosporaceae. The record is from the annotation of a GenBank genome assembly.